GCUUACAAAAAUGAGAUUGUUUACAUUCGAAAAACACUUUACGAUGGACUUCCUUUAUUCUGAACUGGACGACUGUAAAAAAUCAUCGGACUCCACGAGAUCCUCCUCUAUUCUGGAUCCUUCCCUCUCCCACUCUCAUUCUAGUAAUAAAUAUGUCAUCUUUCUCACUCUCUCUCUCGCUUGACAUAUGUCACGUGGCAAACGUAAAGUGGAAAAAUGUGAGUGGGAAGAAAAGAGAGUGUAUUUUAUAUUAGUGGUCGAGAAAUUUUUAGAGGCAGAAAAAAAUUGUACUUUAAAAUAUUUGGAAAUAUUAUGUGAAAUGCACGAAAAUUGGCCAGAAGGAGACGCAUCAAUCAGGUUGCGAUCAGCUGUUAACCGUCUUAUAUCUACUAGCUACGCAUAUGGAUGCACGUGACGAUAGAGAAUAAUGAAAAAGUGAUCAUUUGGGCACAAUGAUCGUCUUGAUACGAGAAAUCUCGUAAAAUGGAGGAUGAUAUUGACAUUUAUGCGGAUUUGCCGAAUAUCAAUUUGAAUCUGGACAAAAAUGACGAGGUUUGUAAUUGCGAGGAAUUAAAGAAAGAACUUAGUUCGCUCCAGAAUAAACUUGAAGGUAUUCAAAAGCUCAAGGAUAAUCUUGAGAAAAAUCUGUCAUCUUUAUUGAAAACUGCAAAGGGUGAAAUUGCACGGAAGGACAGGAUGAUAAACGAUCUCAGAAAGCGAUUAGAUGACACAACCUUUCGCAGAAAUAACAGGGGUGAAUCUCGAGAUUUUUCUGCUCAUAAAUCAUUACAUCAGCAGGAUACAGUGGUUGAAAAAUACGAAAGUGCUCCCUUAGUGCAUUCACACGAGACUGAAACUGUAUUGCAUAAAACUGAAUUUUACCGCAACGAAGAUAAAAGUACAAAGCCACAGUAUGAGGUCCAAUUGCCCACAGUAUUUGCAGAGAGAUUACAUAAAAGAAUUAUGAAGGAUGAAGACAUGAAGAAAGAAGAUAUGAAGCAGAAAACAUCAUUAAAGCUUGUCAUAGAAGCUAAUUUAAAAGAUGUUCCUGAAGAAAAUAUCGUAGAAAGUGAUAAAGAGAAUGGAUCCAUCCAUAUGAAUAAUGAUGGCAGUGAAUCUAAUACUAUCACACAACACUCUGAUUCAGAAAAUCCAUACAGAAAGAAUUCAGGAAAGAGGAUGAAUGAAGAGGACAGUACGCGUGGGAAUAAACGUUUGAAGGUCGACGAUAGCAAAGGCAAGACUGAUGAGACUAAUUACGAUUGCACUGUGCAAUAUGAGAUGAAAGACAAUCUUGCACAGUACGAGGUGAAAGAUAAUUUCGCGAAGUUCGAGGAUCGCCUGGACGUCGCGCAUCAUCUUAAAGAAGAAGAGAUUUCGCUCGAUAAACGCAGAGUCGGUUCGGAGCAUCAAGACACGGCAAAAUAUAAUCGAGAUUGUACAAAUGGUUGGAGGAGGGAAGAGAGAAGUAAUUCUCGGAGCGCUUCGACGUCGAAUCACGUUCAAGAAGAACUUAACAACGUUUACAAGAAAGACGGCUAUAGAUAUAAUUCGCGGAGAAGGAGUUAUUCUAGAAGCAAGAGUGACUAUGAAAAUUCAAGCGGCCAUCGUUUGCGGGAGAGAUCGAACAGGACGUAUAGAAACAGAAAAUACGACGAUUACAAGUACGACAGUCAAUACAGAACAAAGAGAGAUUACAGGUUAAAGAGAGACUACGAGAGCGUGGAAGGUGAGAGUAAGACGAGACAUAGGAGCAGAGAACGCGGUGAUCCGGCAUGGGAUAAAUCUAGACACACGUUGAGCGAUAUCGAAGACAAGGAGGGAAGUUCAACUAGUUCGUACAAGAGUAAAAGGUACGAAAGUCGCAGGAUAAAAGAGACAGCGGCAAAUGUUUUGCACAACAAAGGUUUGCAUGAAAGGGACAAAACGGAAAUGGAUUUCCGGUCGUCUUCUAGUCGUACAAUUGUAAAUCCUACGCUGAAUCAAAAUGCCAAAAAGACCGCGGAACAAGACAAGGUAAAGAACGAAUCAAAUAUUAAGUCUAUAAAUUCGACGAAAGACACCCCGACGAAGAGUUCGAAUUGCCUGGAGGAAGGUGAAAUUGUCGAUAGUCCUGAGAAGAAAAUGGAUUCGGCGAAAAUUUCAAAAGAUCAUAAAUUGGUUAAAAAUGACACAAAAGUUGAAGAUAAAAACGAAGACGUUCCUACGAUCGCAUCUAUAACAAAUGACAAGUCAAUCCCUCUUCAGAACGAUGUAAUUACCGGAAACCAGUCAGAUAAAGUGGCGGAUAUUGGCGCAAAAGAAGUCGAAGCAGCGUUGUGUCCUGUGCAAACAACAUUGAAAGAUCCUGAAAAGGUGGUGGAAUCGAAUUCCUCUGACACAAAUAAUGCAAUUGACGAAACGCGAAAGUGUAACAAGGUCGAAGAUACAUACAAGUCUCAAAAUAAUGAGGAUUUAAUUGAUUCGACCAUUUGUACCACUGUAAAGCUCGAACAAGUAUGCGAGGUUCAAUGUAAUGAGAAUUUGACUGUCGAUUCGACUACUGACACUAAUAUUGAACCGAUUAAACAGGUGUGCGAUAGUAAUGUCGAAGAUGAAGACGUUAAAAGUCGCGUGAAGGAAGAAUCGAAGACUUCUAUCGUCGAAACGGCUACGAAAAUUGAAGAAACGGCUGAUUCUAACACCGAAGUCAAAAGAAUAGAAGAUCCUGAUGUUGAAAGCGCUAUCAACAAGGACAAAGUAAGCGAAUCUAAGAACUUUGAUAGUCCUGUUACAAUUAUAGAAGCGAAUAAUAGUGAUAAUACUCGCAAAAUUGAUGAAAAAUCAAACGGUUCCGAAGCUGCGCUUAAUUGUGAUAUCGAAAAGGGAGACGAAAAUCAAGUGCCAAUCAAAAGCGAGACUUCUCCUCGGAUAUCAGAAAACAGCAACGUUGAGGGAAACCAUUCGUGCCUCAGCGAUCAUAAUUACGUUCAGGAUGCUCGUGUCGACGCUGUCCAAGAGUCGGGACUUUGCGAAACCGCGCCGGAAGAAGCAGCGACAUUGAAGGAAACAAAGGUGGAAGAAAAGAUCGAGGUUUCAUCGACGAGCGGCAUGAAGAGAACGACGUCGUCCACGAUGAAGAACAAGAAGAACCAACCGAGCAAAGGGAUGGUGAUUGUGCGACGACGAAGAGCCGUGACCUUGAGCGACAGUAACGCUUCGAUGACUGUCCUGAUGAACACGGACAAAACGUCCUCCACAGCAGUAACUAACAGUAAUUCUAGCAACGAGCCCUUCUUGAAGCCACGAGCCUGCAAAGCCGUGCGUGCAUGUCCACCGAGUCAUUUUGCAAUAAAGCAGAAGAAGAAGAAGAUGGAGAAGGAGGAGGGGGAACAUCUCUAUAUAUCGAUUAGCGAGGGGAUGAGAAGCGGCCGCGACUGCUCCGUAUAUCGAUCAGAAAAUAGCCGGCGCGCGUCGGCCGCUGACGUCAUCGUCACCAGAGAGGAAGAGAAAGAGGAGAAGGGAGACGUCCGCGGCGUCAGAGGACGUCGAAACGACCCGCGCUAUGGAUGUCGCCGCCGUCGUCGUCGUCGUCACCUUCGUCUUCUAACAACCUCCGGAGGAACGAGCUUCAUUUCUCGCGGGCAUGUGCUCCUAGACUGUAUCGUUUCUCUCUCUCUCUCUAUCUAUCUCUCCCCCUCUUUCUCUCUGUCGGUCUCCCUCCGCCUCGACGACGAGGUGCGAGAUCCGCGCUUAAUCACGGGACGCUUCCGGUAAUCGAUCGGCGGCAUUCG
Molecule: messenger RNA, 3773 nt
Organism: Nylanderia fulva
Lineage: Eukaryota; Metazoa; Arthropoda; Insecta; Hymenoptera; Formicidae
Gene: FLASH
Product: FLICE-associated huge protein
Source: RefSeq, a predicted model, not a curated record